Linepithema humile (Argentine ant) is the source of this 5031-nucleotide messenger RNA. It is a transcript of the gene myo, whose product is annotated as myoglianin. The record is from RefSeq and is a predicted model, not a curated record. Gene Ontology annotation, molecular function: growth factor activity; cytokine activity. Gene Ontology annotation, cellular component: extracellular region. NCBI's taxonomy places the organism in Eukaryota, Metazoa, Arthropoda, Insecta, Hymenoptera, Formicidae.
UACUACGAGAGAGAAGAGACAAAGAAAGACGUCGUGGCGUGAGCGCGAAGGAGGGAGACAGCGUCGGAGCGACGGAGGAUAGAGGGAAAGAGAGGGAGAGGGAAGAAGAAAGAAGAAGAAGAGAGAAGGAGGUCUCCACCUCGGACAUAUAUGCGGUGAGAAUUCGCGCCUCCUGUCUCAGUGCUUGACAGGCCGGCAAGCUCUUAGGAUCCAUUGGGUUUUACCAGUCCGUCCACGGAUCACCGCUGCCUCCGCCGUCACGCACGAUCGUCUUCCUCGUCGUCGCCGCCUUCUUCGGGGUCCCGCCGGAUUUUUUGGGAUAAGCGGUGUCUUCAGAACAGAGAGGGUGAAAUUAGUUGACGCGCCGAGACUGGUCCCCGUAGUAGUAGCACUCAGUGGUGCCGGCUGAGUCAGAGUACCGGAAGUGUAAAGUCACGAGGCAGGAAACGACAAAGAACCGCGGGAUAUAUAAGCGAGGAGAGGUGGAACAGGGUUGACCCAGCUCUCGAGGGUUGAGAAGUAACCGGUACGGAUUCGGUGCCGUGACAUUUGAAGCACGCCUGAUAAAGAACAGGAUCUGUCACUGAACGGUACAUGGCGAUGCGUGUCUUGGAACGAUAGAGACUGGCGCCAGGACUGAAGGUCACAAUGAUGCAGCGGGCCGCAUGAUAUCCGAGACACUUCGCACAGUUACAACGAAACACUGAAAGUGCCUUGUGAUUCUCUCUCGCAGUGAUUGGUGUGCGUGAGAACAGUUUUUGGUGAACCCAUUUAAGUGGAGCGGGUGACACCGAUGAUAACUCUUUCAAUCUGAUCGCAUUGUAGCCUAGAAAAGGACUCGUUGUUGAAGACUCAAGGUUCCACAAAGUUGAUAGAUCCGCAAGGAAGGCAGAAAGAAAGCGAAACUGGAUCGUGCGGAUUGCAAUUGUGAUCAAGGCCGGUCGCCUAGUUCCGGUGGAACACCGACUCCAAGGCGCAGUGACGAGCUCCACAUCAAGGGAACCAAGAAGCUUCUCGAAGAAGAGAACGUAUGGUUGUGCAAAUUCAGGAAGAAGUUGGCAUUGCGCGAUAAGCGACGAAGAAAGAGACUUUCCUUGCGGAAGUAGUCCAAGUUGUGCGGGAAGAAGUAGAAGCGGAAAACGAAGAAGAACAGUGAAGAAGAAAGGCUUUUUCUACGCGAGAGUAGCGGAGACUGUUAUCAAAAAGAAAAGAGAAAUAGCGAAGAAAAGGAAGUGCAUAGCCAAGCGUACAUUGAGAACAAUCGAAGAACUUUGGUCGCGGAAGAAAAGAAACGAAGCUAAAGAAAUUUAAGCUUUGUUCCGAGGAAAAAUAAAGACUCGGCGAAAACGAGUGACAAUGCUAUCGAUCAUCUGAUCGUUCCUCUCGCGACGAAGGCCGAUCGUAGUUGAUUUAACCAAGGGCGACCUUGAACAAAGAUGGUCACGAGGGCGCUGCUGCUACUCCCGCUGGUUCUCCUCGGUGCCUUUGACGCUCCCGGCAUCGAGAGAGUUCACAUCCGCCACUUGGCAAUGGCCGGUAACGUCUGUAAUGCCUGCAGGAUGCAUGAGGAACUCCGCGCGCUCAGUCUAGAGGCGAUCAAGGAGCAGAUCCUGAACAAGCUCGGUCUCAAGCAGGCGCCCAAUAUGACAGGCAGGGCUCUGCCAAGAAUCCCACCGAUCUCGAAGCUGAUGGACAUGUACGGGAUGCAGGCCGACCAACCGCAGCCUCUCGAACCUGGUAUCACGCACCAUGAGGAAGUCGACGAGUAUGCUGCAAAGACAGAGAGCGUUUUUGCCUUGGCGCAACCCCAUCAGAGGUUAAGGCACUCAAAAGGCAAUCUGGACGUGCUGUACUUUAAGUUCUCCGACAAAGUCGUCCAGCAUCGCGUCACCAAGGCGGAUCUGUCUCUGUGGAUAUGGGGAGUGAAUCAAGAUUCGGAGCUCAGCGAGCCGAGCGACCUGGACAGCCAGGACGCGGGUCCGGUGACGAUUACCCUGCAAAGGAUUCUACGAGGCGCGACCGAAACGGGUGGGCCCCUGUUGGGCCCGCCGUUGACUACGAAGCAUCUGAGACCGUACGGACGACGAGGCGGCUGGAUCACGAUCGAACUUAGACGAAUGGUGGCCGAGUGGUUCAAGCACCCCAGGGAUAAUCUAGGAGUGGCGCUAAAGAUCAUCGGACCUGGCGGCAAUCACCGCAGGAACUCGGCCCGACUAGUCGAAACGAAUCCCGGCGCGGAGUACGCCCCGUAUCUCGAGGUGCAGAUGCAGGAACUUGAUUCGCGAAGAGGCUCCAGGAUCAAGAGGAACGUGGGACUCAACUGUGACGAAGCCAGCCAGGAGACGCGGUGCUGCCGAUAUAAGCUCACGGUGGAUUUCGAAAAGUUCGGCUGGGAUUGGAUAAUCGCACCUAAAAAAUACGAUGCCAAUUACUGCUCGGGUGACUGUCCGAUGGCUUUUCUUCCGGCUUAUCCGAACACGCACAUCGUCAGCCUGGCGGAACCGCCGAAUAACACCGGGCCGUGCUGCGCACCUAGGAAGCUAUCCGAAAUCACGAUGCUGUACUUCGACAACGAGUACCAGAUCGUGUUCUCGCGGUUGCCGGGUAUGGUCGUCGAAAAGUGCGGCUGUUCAUAGUCCACCUUCGAUUCCGGCAGAACAAAAGCGACGUGGACGACGCCGAGAGCACGUCGACGCGAGGUAACGUCCCGCGACGCUCUCCUCCCGAUUGAUUCCGAUAAUCAUCGUCGUUGUUCUCGUCAAUCGUCGUCAAUUGUUGUCGCCGCGUUCUUGGCGAUUCCUCAUCCGAUAGACUGAAAGUGCCUUGUUCGGAGAGUAGUUGCGUGAUGCGGAUCUCUUUGGAGCGCGUAAGGGGGGGGAGCACGAGAGUGAGCAGCAGCUAGAACAGUGGAUGGUGGAUUCGAGUGAGAAUCUCCUUCCGAAGACCGCGCUGGAUGCCAAGAAAAUCCAAAGAGGGACUCGCGUCGUUUAGCGGGGAGGCACCUCGACGAUGGUUUUAUAGUCCACGGCAAGGCGGAUAGUUCCUAGAGUCACGGUAUUAUUUUUAAGAUGCCGAUACGUUUGCAUCUGAUCCACGGGCGCGACCUCGUGAUUAUUCGAUUACGUGAGUUUUCUCACUCCUAGCACAGGCGGGAAAGAGCCCGGGGUUAUUUAUAACGCUCGUAGCCGCUACGAGCGUUAUAUAUUCGCAAAAUCCCAAAGCGAUUUUGUGAUGAGCAGUACAAAACUAUGUUAAAAUUUUUACUAUUGCAUUACUAUGCCCGGCUCUCGUGAGACUUUAGAUGCGAUUACGAAGGAUACAGCACGGUCGUUUCGCGUGGCUGAAUUGUAUCCAGACAAUGUAUUCUUGUCUCUUUUACGUUGGAAACAAGAUACAUUGUCGUUAACAGAGGUCGUCGACGAUCGAUGAAAAUGUGUCGGCCAACAGAUCUCGGUGUACAGUAAAAUCGUUGUUUUUUUAAUGGUUUUUUCUCUCUUACUUCCUUCUCUCCCCUCCCUUCCUUCGUCUUUAUAUACAUAUAUAUAUAUAUAUAUACAUAUAUAUAUAUAUGUUUUUGUCAUUAUGGUCGUUUUAGCGAAUUGUGAGAGUGCGUGUGCGAGAGAGCGUGUCGAAUUAUGUAAAUAAACAGGCAAGAGUGUGGUGUUGCUUUUUUAAGACUCCCGGGUCCUGGAAGGAUUCAACGAGGACGUUACUCGUAUAUUGGCGGAAAACUCUGUCUUCCGUUUUUUUUUUUUUUUUUUUUUACUGCGAGUACGGCUCCAAGUUGUAAUUAACGGCGCGAUAUUCGAUUAAAUGGCGCUCAAAAACUUUAAAUAUCACGGUAAUCGGAAAUUUCAUACGUUCUCGUUAGUCGUCACGGACGCAGAACAAGCACUGAGCGUUUAUUUCUAGAUGAAUGAGCGUUUGUUGUGCAACGAACGUGAAAUACGCCUGAUUUUUUAGUAGUUUUUUUCCUCGUAAUUCACGGUAUUAAUAGUUACAUUUUAUAACGCGGAUCAGGAAAAGAUAACUUUCUUUCGAAAUGCACCUCUUCCUAUUCCGCACAUUGUACAAUUUUUUAAAAAUUGACAAGUAUUUAUAAACAAACUUAUGUUAAAAGUUCUUUUUUUUUCCUCCGACAGACAGUGAAUCUAACGUUUUAUUGAUUUUAGGUCCAUUAAAAAUUACCGUCGCUGAUUCUUUCGUAAUCCUUAUUAAAUGUAUUCACGAUGACAGAGAGAAAAAAUCAGUGCUCUAAUAUGUGUAGACAUAUCCCCGAUGCAUAAAAUAAUUCUGUGUAUAGCGAUUGAAAUCGAUGUAAUUUCGACAAGUUUAGAUCUCUCUAUAUUUAAUCAAAUCAACGAAAACGCGCCAAUCGAUCGUAAAUACGGCGCAUUUCUUUGAAUCUGGCAUUAAGAAUCUAGUGUUGAGAAUUAAACUUAUCAAGAUUUUGUCGGUUUCAAUCCCUCGUUGUAUAGCGAUCUUCAAAAUCCGGGAACACGCCUGAAAUCUCUUAUACUACGAGAGUAACAUUUAUUGUUAAUUCCACGUUUUUCCCUCUGCUUCGAUUCAAGUGCACGGUAGCUAUAUCUUGUAAAAUAGUAUACGAUACACGGAUCGACUUGCGCACACCGUCCCUGACCUUUAUGUGAUUGUAAAGGAACAAAAAAACACAUACAUACACGAAUUUAUAAAAAAAAAACUGCGAUUUUUAUAAAGCGAUCAUUAGAAAGUAAGAAAAAGCUCCUUGAAAAAUCGAUUCCUUUGUAAUUCGUCUCUUUUCCGUUAAGCUGUCCUCUAUUUUUCAUUUUUCUGCGAUCACCGUUUUUCGCUUUCUAUCUUUACUCCUUACAUUCUCAGUUUGCGAAUGUACCAAUAAUUAAAAAAAGAAAUAAAGGAAUUGUGUAUCUUCCCCAAUGUAUAAAUGAGGACGGCAAAAAAUGCAUACUUAUAUGUAUAAUGUGUACUUCUUAGGUAGGCAGCAUAGAUAGAAGAAUAUUUAUUCCAUGAAAUAAAUGGUUUUUCGAUGAG